Molecule: messenger RNA, 660 nt
Organism: Uncinocarpus reesii 1704
Lineage: Eukaryota; Fungi; Ascomycota; Eurotiomycetes; Onygenales; Onygenaceae
Exons: 1
Coding region: 1-660 (219 amino acids)
Biological process (GO): regulation of cyclin-dependent protein serine/threonine kinase activity
Cellular component (GO): nucleus; cyclin-dependent protein kinase holoenzyme complex
Molecular function (GO): protein kinase binding; cyclin-dependent protein serine/threonine kinase regulator activity
Source: RefSeq, a predicted model, not a curated record
AUGACCGAAAAUAUCAAUAUCCCUGGAGAAAGCAGCGAAGCAGUUCCAGUGGUAGCCGCCUCAAAUACUGGCAGUACCAUUCUUCUACCGAUUGAAGCAUUAACCAUACUCUGCCUGCAUGUGACUUCGAUAAUCACCAUCAGCCGGGAUAUACAUUGCACCCCAAUCCUACAAAGGCGGUUAUCAGACGAGAGCACGGACAAAGAGGAGCACAGUGCCAUACGCGACGAGGUACUAGUCAGGAAAUUCUCCACGAAAAAGGCACCGGGAAUUUCUCUGAGGGAGUACCUACUUAGAUUACAUCAAUACUGUCCAAUGUCUGCGGCUGUAUAUCUUGCUACGAGCUGGUAUAUCACUCGAAUGGCCCUUGUCGAAAAGAUCAUAUCAGUUACUACGCACAAUGCGCACCGGCUUGUGCUUUCGGGUCUUCGCGUUGCCACAAAGAUCCUUGAAGACCUCCAUCAUUCCCAUACCCGUUUCUCGAUGGUCGGAGGUGUCUCGACGAGAGAACUAACCCGGCUAGAGAUUUGUUUCUGUUAUCUGAUGGACUUCGAUCUCAAAAUUAACGGCGAUAUUUUAUCCCAGGAGAUUACAUUGUUUCAAGAUCGAUGCGAUACUGCUUUCCCUGGCCGCCCAAUUAUGGCAGCCACGAUAUGUUGA